Molecule: messenger RNA, 1229 nt
Organism: Rubroshorea leprosula
Lineage: Eukaryota; Viridiplantae; Streptophyta; Magnoliopsida; Malvales; Dipterocarpaceae
Source: the annotation of a GenBank genome assembly
UUUUCUGACCGGAGGCUAUUGUUUUUCCGGCUUAAAAAUUCGAAGCCAACGGCGGGCAGCUGAGAUCGACUUAUUCAAGGUGACUUGUGAUCCACAUUUUCUUGCUUUCUGUUUGAUUCUUGAGAAAAUGUAGGGAAUAUGAAAGGAAACCCUUUCAUAGCAGUUGAUCAGGUCCAUGACAUUGGAAGUGACUUGGGUCUAAUUCGUGAUGCGCUGUUACCCCUCGUCUGUGAUAAUGGAACUGGAAUGGUUAAGGCUGGGUUUGCUGGUGCUGAUGCUCCAAGGGCCGUGUUUCCCAGCAUUGUGGGACGUCCACGGCACACUGGUGUGAUUCAUGGCAUUGCUAACAACUGGGAUGAUAUGGCGAAGAUUUGUCACCAUACCUUCUACAAUGAACUCCGUGUGGCCCCAGAAAAAGACCCUGUUCUGCUCACUGAGGCACCUCUCAACCCAAAAGCAAAUCGUGAGAAAAUGACCCAAAUCAUGUUUGAGACUUUCAACACUCCUGCUAUGUAUGUCGCCAUUCAGGCUGUUCUCUCCCUCCAUUCCAGUGACCGAACUACUGGUAUUGUUUUGGACUCUGGAGAUGGUGUGAGCCACACUGUCCCCAUUUACGAGGGCUAUGCCCUCCCACUUGCCAUCCUCCUUCUUGACCUUGCUGGUCGUGACCUUACUGAUGCCCUGAUGAAAAUCUCGACCGAGCGUGGUUAUUCGUUCACCACUACAGCUGAACGUGAAAUUGCGAGGGACAUGAAAGCGAAGCUGGCAUAUAUUGCCCUUGACUUUGAGCAAGAGCUAGAAACUUCUAAAACUACCUCUUCCGUUGAGAAGAGCUCUGAGUUGCCCGAUGGCCAAGUCAUCACCAUAGGUGCUGAGCGCUUCCGAUUCCCAGAAAUAUCAGGAAGGAUUUGCAUGGAAAUUAACAUUGUCCUGAGUGGUGGAUCUGCCAUGUUCCCAGCGAUUGCUGAUAGAAUGAGCACGGAAAUCACUGCUUUGGCUCCAAGCGGCAUGAAAAUCAAGGUGGUGGCUCCACCUGAAACGAAAUACAGUGUCUGGAUUGGAGACUCUAUCUUGGCAUCUCUUAGCACUUUCCAGCAGGAGGUCUGAAGAUGCUUUUUAUCUUUCAAAACUGAUAAAAAAAAAAUAAAAAGAAGAAAAAUAUAAAGAUAUAUGAAGAAAGAAACUCUUUUUUUUUUUUUAAUUUCACUGAAUAUACAAGGUAUUUAUUU